Messenger RNA from Misgurnus anguillicaudatus (oriental weatherfish), 2644 nucleotides. It is a transcript of the gene dgat1b, whose product is annotated as diacylglycerol O-acyltransferase 1b. The record is from RefSeq and is a predicted model, not a curated record. NCBI's taxonomy places the organism in Eukaryota, Metazoa, Chordata, Actinopteri, Cypriniformes, Cobitidae. Gene Ontology annotation, cellular component: endoplasmic reticulum membrane. Gene Ontology annotation, biological process: triglyceride biosynthetic process. Gene Ontology annotation, molecular function: diacylglycerol O-acyltransferase activity.
AAUGUUUGCUUGGGACAAGUUGCCUCUUAUGGCAGCAGAGUUUCACUGCAAUCCUGUACUGACGUCGGCUACACGUGUCGUUUUGAACGGGAGAAUGAAAACGCGGAAAUAGAUCCUGGGAAAGUCGUAAACCUGACCGAGAAUCUUACUAAUACUAACGUGCUAAAGUCCACGCGGAUUUAUGUGAGUCAAGCAGUGUUGCUGCAAAUCUUGCGUCAUCUUAAGAUAUUGCAAAACUAAUGGUUUGCGUACAACUUGUCUAUCCGGUUGCAAAGCCAAAUGAAACUCCUGAGUGGACUUGGGUCAUUUAAUUCGCUUGCUUGCUUGCUAUAGAUUUGCUUGAAAUAUGAUUGACAAAGAUGAUUUUAGGCCCGUGACGCGGAGUCGCAGACGCGCGACUAUCACAAACGUCAAGACCGAAACAGUGCAGCCCAGAAACGGCGCGACGUCAGGAGUCAAAAGCGCCUCCAAGACGCCCGAGUUUCUCCCUAAAAACUUCCAGCUGAAUGAAGACAGCAAACGAAAAUGCGAUCGAUACGAUCAAAUGAGUUGCCACAAAAUGCAGGAGUCAAUGCUCAGUUCUGCAAGCACGUUCAAAAACUACAGAGGCAUUCUGAAUUGGUGUGUGGUAAUGCUGGUUUUGAGCAAUGCACGACUGUUCUUGGAAAACCUUCUCAGGUAUGGCAUUUUAGUGGACCCCAUUCAAGUGGUAUCAUUGUUCCUCACGGACCCUUAUAGCUGGCCAGCUGCAUGCUUGGCUAUAGUUUCUAAUGUGUUCAUACUUGUGGCAUUGUACACAGAGAGAAGACUAGCUAUGGGGUCGAUCAGUGAGAAAGUUGGCCUGCUGAUUUAUAUCUUCAACUUAACCGUCGUCAUAUGUUUUCCUAUGAUGGUCAUUUUGAAGCUGCCAUCUAUCACACCAGUUGGUGGGGCGUUUGCCUUAGGAAUCUACACCAUCCUGUUCUUAAAAUUGUACUCGUAUAAGGAUGUUAACAGGUGGUGCAGGGAGAGAAUGCAAGUGAAGGCCCGCAGUCUCUCAAGAUCUCUUUCAUGUCCAUCACCUCAGUCUGUGCCCAGCAGUAUGCAGGCUCAGGUGUCUUACCCAGGAAAUCUCUCUCUCAGAGACAUGUAUUAUUUUGUCUUUGCACCAACCCUGUGCUAUGAGCUGAAUUUUCCACGUUCCGAAUCCAUACGGAUGGGAUUUCUGCUAAGGAGGCUCUUUGAGAUGUUGUUUUUCACUCAGUUAUUGGUUGGUUUAACACAGCAGUGGAUGGUGCCAGUCAUUCGAAGUUCAAUGAAGCCAUUGCAGGAAAUGGACUACAAGAGAAUGACUGAACGACUGCUUAGACUGGCUGUCCCCAACCACCUCCUCUGGUUGAUUUUUUUCUACUCCUUUUUCCAUUCUUCAAUGAACUUUGUGGCCGAGCUGUUAAGGUUUGGAGAUCGAGAAUUCUACAGGGACUGGUGGAACUCAGAGACGAUAACAUACUUCUGGCAAAACUGGAAUAUUCCUGUGCACAAAUGGUGUCUCCGGCACUUUUACAAGCCUUUGCUGAGAAGAGGUGCUGGCAAGUUACUGAGCCAAUCGGCCGUGUUUUUCGCCUCUGCUUUCUUUCACGAGUACCUGGUCAGCGUUCCUCUCAGGAUGUUCAGACUAUGGGCAUUUAUGGGUAUGAUGGCACAGCUCCCACUGGCAUGGUUCGUGGCCAGGUUUCUUCGAGGUAACUAUGGAAACGCCGCUGUGUGGCUUUCGCUCAUUAUUGGCCAGCCCAUCGCAGUUUUGAUGUAUGUACACGACUACUAUGUCAUCCACAACCAGGACACCCCAGCAGUCGAUGAAGCGCUGUAGUCACACUGAUCGCUGAAGUUUGUUUGAAUGAUAUGUGGGAAUGAUUGUCUAGACUUGUAUUUUUGCUGUAAGACAUUUCGCAGAGGUAGCAGUGGGAGUACACUGAUACAAUUUAAAAGUACUGGCAGUCAGGGUUUUUUUAAUAUUUAUAUAAACUUUCCGUUUUAAGAUGUCUGUAAACUUAUAGAAAUACUGUAAGUAACAGCCAGUAUAUGCAAAUCUACAGUAAACUUACCUGGAGGGCUAUUAGUUGGGAUAGAAAUGCACAGGAGUCUUAAGCAUUUAAAAUACAAGAUUCAUAAUGUGUGCAAUUGAUGUUAAUGGUUUUAAAUGUGACUAAUUGUAUUGCUGGCCAACACGGUACUAGUCGGGCCAACCGUCCUAAUACCAUUAAGCAUUUUUUGUAGCAUUUGCAUACAGUAGCCUAUACUGUAAAAAUUUUGUGAAUUGUUUUAUAUUGGAAAUAGGUUGAAUGCUGUUAAAUGAACUGUUUUUAAUUAGAUGUCAAUUUAUAUAUCUACAAAACGCUUGUGCAAGCAGAGUUUGUAUGGACAGAAAGGUUUACAUUUUUAAAUGAAUAUAUAUCUUUAAGUAAUAUGUGGGAAACAUUUUACUUACAUUUUUGCAAAGGGAAAUGGGAUAAAAUAUUUAUAUGUUUCUAUAUUGUUUAUAAUUAGAUUUUUAUGUAACUAAACCUGUGUUAUGGUACAAAUGUCGUCUGUCCAUAGCAAACAGCUCCGUUUGCAGUGCGCCACCCUGUGGCGGCUCUUGAGAAUAAAUACCCUGUGAACACUA